AUGGCAAAUUCUAAGUUUGGAUACGUGAGGGAAUUUGAAACGCAUGAUAUUAUUUUGCCUCAGUGUUAUAUUGUUGUGAGAGUAGAUGGUAAAAAAUUUCAUGAAUUCUCUAAAUUUUACGAGUUUGCCAAGCCAAAUGAUGCGAGUGCUCUUAAGUUAAUGAAUGCUUGUGCAAAGAACCUUGUGCUUAAAUACAAAAAUGAUACUAUAUUGGCUUUUGGGGAAAGUGACGAAUACUCAUUUAUUUUGAAAUCAAACACAACUUUGUUUAAAAGACGAAAAGAUAAGCUCGCGACUUUGUUUGGUUCUUUUUUCACAUCCAAUUAUGUUGCAUUGUGGCCCAAGUUCUUUCCGGACAAACCGUUGAGCAUCAAGCACUUGCCAUACUUCGAUUCAAGGUGUGUAGCAUAUCCUAAUUUGCAGACGAUAAAGGAUUAUUUAUCUUGGAGAUAUGUUGACACCCACAUAAACAAUCUUUACAAUACUACCUUUUGGCAGCUAAUAAUAAAAUGCGGAUUGACACCACAGGAAUCCGAAAAGAAACUAUGCGGAACAUUUAGUAAUGAUAAACAAGAAAUAUUGUUUUCUGAAUGUGGUAUAAACUAUAACAGUGAACCCGAAAUGUUUAAAAAGGGCUCCUUGGUAACCAGAAAGGGAGAGAUCCUGCAUGUAAAUGUCAUUGCACAGAUAAAUGAGCUGUUCCAAGGAUUUUAG
This is a messenger RNA of Saccharomyces kudriavzevii IFO 1802, 714 nucleotides long. RefSeq names its product tRNA guanylyltransferase (gene THG1). The record is from RefSeq and is a predicted model, not a curated record. Gene Ontology annotation, molecular function: magnesium ion binding; tRNA guanylyltransferase activity. The transcript has a single exon. NCBI's taxonomy places the organism in Eukaryota, Fungi, Ascomycota, Saccharomycetes, Saccharomycetales, Saccharomycetaceae. Gene Ontology annotation, biological process: tRNA modification. The coding region runs from base 1 to 714 and encodes 237 amino acids.